This is a messenger RNA of Clunio marinus, 921 nucleotides long. The record is from the annotation of a GenBank genome assembly. Lineage: Eukaryota; Metazoa; Arthropoda; Insecta; Diptera; Chironomidae.
AUGAAUAAUCAUUGCAAACUAGUUUCUGAACAAAUUGGCCUAAGAAAUAAACUUCAAAGCUCAACCGUUUCGAAAGGUGAAAGCUUUUCUGAGCUUUUCAUUUUGAUGGUCAAAGAGUCAGAAAAUAUUAAAAUACAUUCAAAUGGAACUUCAAACUCUCAUUUUGAUCUUAUCAGUUUUUGUGUUAAUCCACAAAUCUUGCGCUCAAAACAGAUUCAUAGUACACAUCGUAGACUUGAAUUGAAUCCAGAAUCAACAGAGAGAGUCGAUGUGCGUUGUGUUGGAACUGUUUUAUCAGAUCGACAUGUUCUAACAUCUGGCGAUGCAAGAUGUUUAUUUCCAUCAGAAAAUCAAAUUAUGGCAGUUCUUGUUUUACAGACUUCAGGGCCAAGCAAAGCUUAUACUUUGCGUAGAUUAUUUAGAUAUCCUGACAUGCAACAUGAUAUUGUUAUACUAGAAAUCAAUGACAGAUUUGAUUUAACAGUUUUUGCAAGUCAAACUAUUGGUACUUUAGAACUUGGAAGUUCUUGUAAAUUGUUUGCACUCGACUCACUUUCUAUUAAUCCAAGACCUCUAAAUGUAACCAUAAAUGAGUCGGAAAACUGCGAGCAUACCCGCGCUGAAACUUUCUGUGUGAACUUUCCUGGGACAACACUGCAAUGUACAACGAAUUUUAUGGGAACCCCUCUUGUUUGUGGAGAUGAAGGAGUCGUUAAUGGAAUUGUUGUGGUGAAUGCUUGCACAACUUUUCUUAGAUUAUUUUUAGCUCAUAAUAUCGGGCAUGUGCGUGAUUGGAUUAAUGGAGUCGUAUCUGGUGAAAUUUCUGAUGGUGAUGAUCUUGGUAAUGGUGCCAGUGCAAUUUCAGCGAAAAACUUGAUUUUACUUGCAGCAUUUUUGACCAGUUUGAGAAAAUUUCUUUAA